AUGGAGAUGGCGGCGCCGGUCCCGGUGAUCUUCUCCCGCGGCUUCCGCUUCAACCCGACGCCACUCGAGUCCGCCACCUACUACCUCCCUCGCCUCGUCGCCGGCGCGCCGCUGCACGAGGCCGUGCGCCCCGUCAUCAACCACGCCGACGUCUACGGCUGCGAGCCCGCCGACCUCGCCCGCCAGUUCUGCCCGCUGCCCAGGACCGGGCACCGAUUCUUCUUCACCCACUGCAAGCUGCAGCAGCCGCAGAGGGAGGGGAAGGCCAGCAGGGCCACGCGCGCCGCCGGCUCUGGGUCGUGGCACUCGCAGAGCGUCAAGGACGUCGUGGACCACGCCGGUGUCAAGGUCGGCGAGAUCAGGAAGCUCCGGUACAAGAAGGGCGGCGCGUACACGGACUGGCUCAUGGACGAGUACUCGUGCUGUUUGGAGGACGCCGUCGCCGGCGACAGGCAGUUUGUGCUGUGCAACAUCUACGUGUCCCCCAGGGCCGAUCAAGGCUCCGCGGCGCGCCAAGAAUCUGCCGCCUUCUUCGCUCCACCAGCGCCUGCGCCCGUCGCGAUCGCGCAGGCAGCGGCGCCCAAGAGGCCAGCGCCGCAGAGUGCCGAGCCGCCGUGCCCCAAGCGGAUGCGGGGUGCCGUCGCCCCGACGCCUCCGGUCGUGCAGCCGGCGGGUUAUUGCACGGCGUCCUUCGCGCCACCACUGCCGUACGUGCCUCACAUCACCACUUCAGUUCAGCCUCCGCCGCCGCCAGUUCUGACCCGUCUCGCAGCGCCGCCGCCGAGUCGCUCGCUAGAACCCGCGCCGCCGCUGACGCCCCCGGUGCAGGCGCCGCCGGCAACUCUCCCGGUGGUACGUGCUUGCCACAUGCCGGUGGAAGCACCAGCACGUCACUGCCAGCCGCCUCAGCCGUCCGUGCAGAGGAAGCAGCGCACACGUGAUCCGUUUGAAGCCGCUGAGCUGGGAGACGAAGCAGAGGAAGCAGCGCCUGAUCCCAAGGAGUCCCCUGCAGCGCUUGUUGAUCAAGAAGACGACUGGGCCGAGUUGGAAAAGUGCAUGGACGACGCCGUGCCAACAGCCGAGGGCUCAACCAUGACUGAGGAUGAGAUGGACCAGCACUUGUCCUCGUUGUUGUUUGAGGAGUCCCCUGCAGCGCUUGUUGAUCAAGAAGACGACUGGGCCGAGUUGGAAAAGUGCAUGGACGACGCCGCGCCAACAGCCGAGGGCUCAACCAUGACUGAGGAUGAGAUGGACCAGCACUUGUCCUCGUUGUUGUUUGAGUAG
Messenger RNA from Setaria italica (foxtail millet), 1284 nucleotides. RefSeq lists its product as uncharacterized. Gene Ontology annotation, biological process: regulation of DNA-templated transcription. The record is from RefSeq and is a predicted model, not a curated record. The transcript has 2 exons. Lineage: Eukaryota; Viridiplantae; Streptophyta; Magnoliopsida; Poales; Poaceae. Gene Ontology annotation, molecular function: DNA binding. Bases 1 to 1284 code for a protein of 427 amino acids.